This is a messenger RNA of Porites evermanni, 4533 nucleotides long. The record is from the annotation of a GenBank genome assembly. Lineage: Eukaryota; Metazoa; Cnidaria; Anthozoa; Scleractinia; Poritidae.
AUGGAUUCCGGGUAUCCAGAUGAGAGCAAUGCACACUCAAGGAAUGAUUCCCCAGAUGAAGAAGAAAAGCAGAAGAGUUCAAGGUAAAGCAAAAAGUCUGUUCCAUUAUUUUCCAAUUAUUCAUGGUUUCCUUAAAACAAGUUUUCUUGCAGAGCCUUAAUUUUUCAAAUAUACAUGUAUUAAAGAUGGAAAAGUAGCAGAAAUAGGAAAAUUAGCAGCAGCAGUAAAUAAAUUGAUUAAUUGGCAUUUCAUGUUUUGUCAGUAUUCAUGUACAGUGGCACCCUGUAAAUACGCGACCACUGGGCCAUAAAAUACUGGUCUCAAUAACACGGUGGUCGUAUUAACAGGUUCUUCAAAAUAAUAAGAUGUCUCAAUGAUUUUUACUUUUGGGUCGAAAGAAUAUGGUUGUAAUGACGAGGAGGUGGUAUAAACGAUGUGGUUGUAAGAUUGGAUUCCACUGGAAAUAACUUUUAUAUGGGCGUCACGUUUCUUGCAAUUUUCCUAAUAGCCGAGCAGCAUCUCAGAUUCGUGGCCUUAAACAACAGCUUUGGCCUGAUUCUAUGCAAGUUUCGUGCCUUUAAGUUCGAAAGGCUCUGUGCCCUUUGAUUUUUAAGGGUCGUUUUGGAAGUGUUUUUACACAGUAUCACAAUAAACUUCACUCAAUAGAACGAGACAAUAGUGCAUAUAUCACCGGGGGCACCCAACGACGGUUUCCUCCAAAAGAAGUUGAAAACACUUUGUAGGCUAUCCAGAGUACCUUUAGAUCUCUAGAAAUGCAUUCUAAGCAGCGCUACAAAAUUUUUAUCUGUUCGGUCAUCCUCAGGAGAACUUAAGUCUUUUCGAAAUUACAAGGGCUUCAGUAUUAUUCUCCCGAAAAUUUUAGGUGCAAUUUAACGUUUUACAAAAGUGAGACUUUUUCUGAUUCCUCUCUCCAUCGCAUUUUUUUUCAAAAAUCUUAGAAAAAUACUGUCACCUGGGUCAGUAAAAUAUGAAAAAUUAAACUUCAGAAAAUCGUGGGGAAUUUAUUAGAUAAGCUUCGAAAAUUCUACAUGAAUGGAACGUUCAGCUAGAAAAUUUUAGCUGUCCUCUAGCAAAAGAAAAUUCUAGGCAUAAUUUGCUUCUGCGAACAGAUAUUUUUUAGAAAACAGUCGUUGGGUGCCCCUGAUAUAUUGACUUGGUAUAUCGAGCAUCACCCGCACGGGCAGCCUGGAGUCCUGGAGUUGAAUUCUUAAGGGCUUUAUCUAUGUUCAAAUAGAGAAGGGAAACUUUGUCGUAGUAUGUCCACGUCCUCCUUAAAACGUCGCAUUGGGAGGUUUCACGUCGUAGUCAUGCACUGGACGUCAAAGAAAUGUACUGAAAAGCGUGAUGCACGUGCAGAGCAGUAGUUUUGCUCAUAAAACCAAAUGUUUUUUACUUUGUUGUUGUUGUCGUCGUCGUCGUUGCUUAAGGUCCCUAUUACACCUUUUGCUGUUCUUUAAAAGAAUAUACAUAUUCAUUUGCGUGAAACGGCGACCAAUAGGGCGGAGAUACAUUCAUUAGCGCGAAAAAACGAACAUUUGCGCAUAAAUCGGAUUCAAUUACGAUUCUUGCAUUUUAAUCAACAUUCAAUAACACUUUUGAGCAUUCAUAUGCGUCAUUCGGCAUACAAAAGUGAAAAAUAUACUUUCAUUAACGCCAACAUCCUAGUCAUUAACACCAUCUUGAAAUUCAACAGGGACAACAGACAAACAUUAAAGUGCAAAUUGAAACACUAUUCAUCAACACUUUUAUGACACUCUUUACAAUUCAGUAACAUUCCUGGACUUUACCGGAUAGCUUUUCGUGGCAGCUAAACCCGGGUUAUGGAGUUUAUUUUAUUUUUCGUUUAUGUUUGCACAGGGCUGGAAAUUAGCCUGCGAGCAAACUCUCCAUUUGGAGGAUAUCGUGAAAAGUACACACGCGAGAGGAGACGCGACAGCGGGGAGCGGGGGAGAGAAAGGAGAGCUUGCACCGAUCUUGAUCCGAAUGUGUUAGUAUGGUUAUAUGUUUUCCUGUAAACCCCGUGCUGAUCAGUUUUUUAUUCCGCGGGCUUGAGAUUUAAGCUAAACCGUCAACAAAACCAACACAGUCCUCACUCAUCUUUCAAAGAAGGAGAGAGCGGUCUUCUUCCUCGCCCAGUAUUCUUCUUCGGAAAAUGGAGUGAUCUUCCUGAUUUCCAUAAGCAUCAUGUUUCUAACUUAUGCGACAAGGAAUGUCAUCAAUCAAAUUUAAUUGACGGUGCGUCAUUUUUCAGCCAAUGGUAUUUCGUUUCGUCUGGCCGGGCGAAGCAGAAAUGAAAAUUGAUAUAGAGAUCGUGGCAAACUAUCCUUUUCCUCCACCCCUCGCGGCGUCGUCGCUCGCUCGCUCGCUUGCGCGUUCUCCCAAAAUUAUUUGUUGACUUGUGGUAACUCUUCCUGAAGGCUUGGACUUCUGCUAAGCAAAUUAAAUAGCAUACAUAAUUUAUGAGCUUAAAAUGGUUAAUAAAAUCCGGAGAAAAGGAUCUGUAGGUCCAAGACUUAACUUCCUAAAUUUACGUUUCAACCAAAAUCAAUCAUGAUUGAUUGACAACAGCCUGUUAAUAUGAGGUUACACAAUCAUUUUUGCCAAGUUUGGGUACACUUUGGUAACCUUUGCCGUUGUGGAGUGCUGCUUAUUGUAGCGUUUAAGACAAGGAUGGAUGUUAUUACUGUCUGUUGAACAAAAAAAUUUUUUUCCUGGUGUGAGCUUGUUUUUUUUUCUUUUCUUUUCUCUAGGAGUGUUUUAAAGAAAAAGUUGUACAAGGUAUCUUUCCCUGGCUACAGUAGCAUGGAGACCCAGUCUUGUGAGUCCCUAGGUCAAGAAACCGUUCGCAACCUCGUAGAGAGGAUAUUCAAUGAGUCCGGUAAUAAACGUCUGAAACCUCCAUUUGAAAAUAUGUUGUUUUAUAAUGCAAAUAAUGAAUGUCUCAAUGUUGGUCUGCCGGUUGGAGUAUUGUCCAACGAGGAAACCUACAAAUGUUCCUUCGAAAAUGAUCUUAAGUUUCAUCCAAGUGACUUAUGUCGCCUGUAUGCUGUGAAAGACUUUAGUAUGGACUGGACGUUGGGCUAUUUCCUUGUAUCAUUUUCCGAGGGAGAGAUUGCUUCUGACGUCAGCGAAUUCUCAAAGAUCAUUAAAACCAAGAUGAAGGUUGACUUCUUCAAUGAUGAGACCAUUUUUGAAGCCUUAGUAAGGGAUAAAAGAUUCAAGGAGGAAAAGCUACGUUAUUGUAAAGCAUUAAAUUGUGAUCAGGGACAAAUCAGUCUGUCUUUUCAAGCUUCUGACAUUCAAGGAAAGUGCAUUGAGAUUUUUCCUUUAGAAGAAGAAGAUACUGCAUUGCCCGAAGACGUUCCACCACGACCCCAACCAGAUCCUUCUGCAACAACUGCCAGUAUAACACAAAGCAAGAUAAAGCAAGAGUCUACUUCAGUUACAUCUUCUUCAACUCCCAGUAGUCUGACACCGGUGGAUUCGAGUACCCCCUUGACAGGAACAUUUGUUAAGACGGGGGAGAAAUCUGGCCCAUCAAUUGAGAUAACACGCUGUACGAUUGACACCAAACACAAAGAAUUAACCUUUAAAAAUGAAAAGGAACUAAUUAAGCAGCAUGUGAAGUUCGAACAGUUUGCUCUAAAGCAAGGCUGCCGGACCUAUGUCUGCGAUUUGGAGGAACUCACAAAAAUCGCCGAGUCCGUUGGUGCUAUCCUCGCGUUGGGUAAUGCAAAGCAACCUCUUCUCUUUGGUACAUGUUUUAGAAUAGGUACAGUGUACAUUAUCACAAGCUACCAUGUGAUUGACAAUAUUUUCAAACGACAGGUACCAAAAAAUGCCGUUUUUGUUGAUUUCAACUUCAAGAAAGCGGAUGAAUCGCAUCGAGAGCGAAGAUCUAUUGAUCGCGUGCUUAUGGGGUCCGAGGAACUAGACUACGCCAUAUUAAAAAUGAAAGAAUCAGAAGAUGUCCUCCCGCCGUGUAUUUUUUCGCAUGGUGUCAGCAUCAUGAAUCCUGAUAAUAGUGACUGGACCAAGCUGGAUGGACUACCUCUCAGACUUAUCGGCCACCCAGAUGGAGAACCAAAACAGAUCGACCUAAGGUGCACUGUAGAUAAAAGACCGCAGGACAGCCUGAAGCUUUACGUGGAAAACAUACGAAAGGGAGAACCAGACGAAGAAGCAAAGAAAGAGUGCCUUAAUAUCAAGGACAAGAAUAGAGGAAGAUAUCAGACUAGCGAGUUUUUCCAUGGAUCAUCUGGGUCUCCGGGGAUAGUACGGCAACAUGGUAGGAAGUGGCUGGUUUUUCUCCACUGUGGUGGGUCCAAAAAUAUAAGGAACGAGUUUUUUAUUGAGCAAGGAGUGCUUCUCACCGAAAUAUACAAAGACGUUGACAAACAAAUUGAAGACGCUCAGCGAAACCCCUAUGAAGCUAAUAAUCCAUUGAAAGAUAUUAAGCUAGAAGACAUUUUUGGUUCAGUCGAUAGUGAGCCAGAGGAGAUCUUCAGCUGA